UGACACAAAGCGAAACUAUACCCACAAUCAUGAAGUGCAUUGCAGCUGUUCUCCUGGUGGCCCUUGCUGUGGCCGAAGCUUCCUACGUCCCGUACACUCAUCAGGGAUACGUCGUGGCCCCAGUGGUGACCUACGCCGCCCAUCACGGCGGACCAACCGUUGUCCAGUCCAACGACCCUCACAGCUGGGCCUACCCCGCGGCCGUGACCUACAACUCUGGACACUACUACGAUAACCAGCAUCAUGGACACUCCGCUGCCGUGAUCGCUGCCCCAGUCCAGCACUCGGCCACGUACAUCGCCGCCAGCCGUGGAGCUGUCCACGAGGCCCCACUUGCCGGGCAUGCCGUCAACCAGAAGUCCCUGAACUUGGCUCCGGCUCCAGGAACUCUGUAA
Molecule: messenger RNA, 395 nt
Organism: Culex quinquefasciatus (southern house mosquito)
Lineage: Eukaryota; Metazoa; Arthropoda; Insecta; Diptera; Culicidae
Product: adult cuticle protein 1
Exons: 2
Coding region: 30-395 (121 amino acids)
Source: RefSeq, a predicted model, not a curated record